Messenger RNA from Anisakis simplex (herring worm), 531 nucleotides. The record is from the annotation of a GenBank genome assembly. Lineage: Eukaryota; Metazoa; Nematoda; Chromadorea; Rhabditida; Anisakidae.
AUGGCUCAUGAAGUAUACCCUGCAUUUCGUUUGCACCAACCAUCCGAGAUGUUUCUCACUCUUAAGGAGUAUUCUGAUUCGCUGAGGAUUAAUCAAGGACCAUCCACGGAUAGCGAAGAAAGGAAGCUUCGACGAAAUAGAACUGCAUUCACAGAGAAUCAACUUGAAGAACUGGAAAAAUGCUUUCAAAAUUGUCAUUAUCCUGAUGUGAAUAUAAGAGAGAAGCUUGCUAAAGAGACGCAGUUGCCGGAAGCUCGAAUUCAGGUCUGGUUCAAGAAUCGCCGUGCGAAACACCGCAAGAGGUUACGGAACAUUCCAUCUUCUGAGCCUGUUCCUUGUACAUCUGCAGCUGCCAUAACUACAACAGUAAUUACAUGGAAUCCGAGUCGAUCGUUUAUGAGUUUCAUGCCGUUCCAUCAUCAUUUAGCGCCAUUCACACAUCAGAUCCCACUAUUACAAAAACCGGUAACCGAAGAAGGAUCGUUUGCAAUACCACCAGUGCUUCCAGCAGUAAUUGAUGAUGCGACAUAA